AUGUGGUGGGCUGGAGAUGUUCGAGACUAUUGGUUGGCGCUCACAAUCCUUGAGAUCAUUGGAGUUUUUAUCAAUAUCUUUUGCACGGUCGUUGUUUCAACUUUCUACACGCGUGUGAAAGCGGAAUGGGAUUACUAUGAAAAAAAGAAUAACUAUCGCCCAGGCACUCGAAGCCACGCAAGUCGACGCGAUCUCUUGGAACGUUUUGAUUAUCCUUCGUCGGAGCCAGAACGUUUCGUCGCUCGUCCAUUCCCCAAUCAACAAAAUCCAUUACCUCCGUAUUCUCCUUAUCCAUCAGCAUAUCCAGCGUAUCCACCACAACCACAAUAUCCUCGUCCAUCUCCACCUCAACCACCCCCACAACCCAUCAGAAAAGCUCCGUAUCCAGAAGAUCCAAAUACGGUUUAUUAUGUCCGUGAGCCUGGGUCACGAGUUGGCGGAGGAGCGGUACCAAACAUUUUCAAGUCCGAUGAUGAUGAGGAUCUGGUGUCAAGUUGGGUGAAAGAUCAACAAAGACGAAGCCAACAUGGAAGUAAAGCUGAUUCCGAGCCACCAUAUCUCGAGGAUCGACGGCGUCCCUUGAAGCCGUCAAGAUCGAUGCCAUCGUUAUUUGAGGAGUCUGCAAGCUGCCAUCGCGAUCAUCGCUAUCGAAGUUCAUCUCGGCAUCGACGAGAUCGAUACAAAGAUCGUGAUCGUGAUAGGGAUCGUGAUAGGGAUCGAAACAGAGAUCAUAAAGACAAGAGGCAUCGAUCACACAGAGAUGGACGAGAUCAUUCUCGACGAUCUUAUCGAAGAGGAAGAAGUCGAUCAGUAGCCGAUUCGCGAGGUUAUGGUAGUGAAAGUGAAGAGACAUCAACAGAUUACACCAAAUGUCGGCAUGGAGAUCGGAAACGUCACCGCAGCAAGAGUCGACAUUACGAAAGUGACUCGGAGACGAGCGGUUCACCGAUGAAACCCGUUUCUGAUCGAAAAGGUCACAGAAGCAGCGACGAUCAAAAAAAAUCGAGUGGUCAAGUAAACUUGCCGCUUUCUGGUGGGCUCACCAUUCCACAGCAUAUCGUCAUCCCACCACAGCAUCACCUUGAACGCGGACCCGAUGGCACCAUUCAACCACAAACGUUUAACAUCAAUUCCGAGAUUGUCAUCAAAUAUGACAAGGAUGAGAGUGAGGUGGCCUUCUCGGAACGGGAUCGACGAACUGGCCGAUCGACUCUCUCUCAUUUAGCUACCGAGCCCCGUAGGAUCCAGCCCGUCUCGAUGCAAUCAAACGUU
This is a messenger RNA of Mesorhabditis belari, 1272 nucleotides long. NCBI's taxonomy places the organism in Eukaryota, Metazoa, Nematoda, Chromadorea, Rhabditida, Rhabditidae. The record is from the annotation of a GenBank genome assembly.